Molecule: messenger RNA, 975 nt
Organism: Penicillium coprophilum
Lineage: Eukaryota; Fungi; Ascomycota; Eurotiomycetes; Eurotiales; Aspergillaceae
Exons: 4
Molecular function (GO): arylformamidase activity
Source: RefSeq, a predicted model, not a curated record
ACCAUGACGAAAGAAGAAGAACCAAUCUCGUUCGAUUCCCUUCCACUAGACCCAACAGGCCCACAAGGGAAUGCCUGGGGUCGAUUUGGAAAAGAUGAUCAACUUGGGACCUUGAACUUGCUCACUCCCGAUCGGGUCGUCCAAGCCGCGAAAGAAAUCAAAACUGGCGUGCGAAUCUCACUUGAUUGGCCCUUGAGCAUGCCUUCGCAUCCAAGCUUUAAUCGCCAUCCAUUCAAGCAGGAGAUUGUUCUUCGAAAUCCAAACUGUGUCUAUGAUGACAUCUUGACAUUUAAUAGUCAGGGAUCAACCCAAUGGGAUGGUUUCAGACAUUACGCAAACCAGAAGACCCGACAGUUCUAUAACGGACAUACCACGGAAGAGAUAGAGAGCUCUGAAACUAUUGGAAUGCACUCCAUUUGUGAACAUGGUGGAAUAACAGGCCGCGGCGUCCUUCUCGACUACGCAGAAUGGGCCACCACAAACUCAAUCACCAUCUCCGCCCUCGAAUCGGAGGCCAUUACUAUAGAGAGUCUAAAGCGAGUAGUGAAAGAUCACAGUCUCAAUUUUCGAAAGGGUGACAUUCUGUUCAUCCGCAGCGGUUUCACGGCUGCAUACAACAAGCUAGACACUCAGCAGCGAAGGGACCUGGCACUCCGCUCAUCGCCAGAUUUCAGCGGUGUCGAGGCGACAGAGAGUAUGGUGCGGUGGUUAUGGGAACAUCAGUUCUCUGCUGUCGCUGGUGACGCGCCGAGUUUUGAGCGUGCGCCUAUAAGAGGUGCCCAUGCGGAUCCGAAUUUCAAUUUGCAUGAGUGGGUGCUGGCGGGCUGGGGGACUCCAAUUGGGGAAAUGUUUGAUUUGGAGAAAUUGUCGGAGCAUUGUAAGGCUAGUGGACGUUAUAGUUUCUUCUUGUCCAGUAUGCCUCUGAAGGUGAUUGGUGGUGUGGCUAGUCCACCUAAUGCAUUUGCUAUUUUCUAA